Coffea eugenioides is the source of this 2251-nucleotide messenger RNA. Its product is annotated as glutamate--tRNA ligase, chloroplastic/mitochondrial-like. Gene Ontology annotation, molecular function: tRNA binding; ATP binding; zinc ion binding. The transcript is spliced from 12 exons. Lineage: Eukaryota; Viridiplantae; Streptophyta; Magnoliopsida; Gentianales; Rubiaceae. The record is from RefSeq and is a predicted model, not a curated record. The coding region runs from base 131 to 1915 and encodes 594 amino acids. Gene Ontology annotation, biological process: glutamyl-tRNA aminoacylation.
UAGCUGACUGCAGAACAGCAGGAAGCCUUUGGCCCUUGCCGGCGACAAAAGCAUUAGGGUUCUUCCACUUCAACAAAACAAAUGAAUAAAUAAUUCAUACUACUAUUACAGUCUCAGGAAGUAAAAGGACAUGGCAAGUUUGGCGGGGACAGGGACGCCGUUGUUGAGAGCGAGGGUGAUUCCGCUACAAGAGAUAGCAGUACUUCCUAUUCCUAUGCUCCGGUCAUCAUUCUACUUGCUUUAUAAUUACAACAAAGAUAUUUCUUCUGGUAAGAAGAACUGUGGUUAUCCUGGAAACGGAAGAUUAACAAGAAGGUGUUUGUCAAUCUCGGCUGCCCACGCAGGGUCACCACCCGGGGAUUCCCAAGUCCGUGUGCGUUUCGCACCGUCGCCCACUGGAAAUCUUCACGUUGGAGGGGCCAGAACAGCUCUCUUCAACUAUUUGUUCGCUAGGUCUAAAGGCGGCAAGUUUAUCAUUCGGAUUGAGGAUACUGACUUGGAUCGAUCCACAAAAGAAUCUGAAGAAGCUGUUCUUCGAGAUCUUUCUUGGCUUGGCCUUGGAUGGGAAGAAGGCCCUGGUGUUGGAGGGAACUAUGGUCCCUAUCGCCAGUCUGAAAGAAAUUCUCUCUACAAGCACUACGCUGAGAAGCUUUUACAGUCUGGUCAUGUUUAUCGCUGCUUUUGUUCUAAUGAGGAACUAGAAAAGAUGAAGGAGAUUGCGAAGCUAAAGCAAUUGCCACCAGUUUACACUGGGAAGUGGGCCAAUGCCACUGAUGAGGAAGUGCAAGAGGAGUUGUCGAAGGGGACACCCUAUACAUGUAGGUUUCGAGUGCCAAAAGAAGGAAAGUUGAAAAUAAAUGACCUUAUCCGUGGUGAGGUUAGUUGGAACUUGGACACAUUGGGAGAUUUUGUCAUUAUGAGAAGUAAUGGACAACCUGUGUACAAUUUUUGUGUCACAGUUGAUGAUGCAUCUAUGGCUAUCUCUCAUGUUAUUAGAGCAGAAGAACAUUUACCCAAUACUUUAAGACAAGCACUAAUUUACAAGGCUCUGGGUUUUUCAAUGCCUUAUUUUGCACAUGUUUCUUUAAUUCUUGCUCCUGAUAGGAGCAAACUCUCCAAGCGUCAUGGUGCAACUUCAGUGGGUCAGUUCAGGGAGAUGGGAUACUUACCUCAGGCAAUGGUCAAUUACCUUGCGCUGUUGGGCUGGGGUGAUGGCUCUGAGAAUGAAUUUUUCACCCUUGAACAACUUGUUCAAAAAUUUACAAUUGAGCGUGUUAACAAAAGUGGGGCGAUAUUUGAUGUGACCAAGCUCAGGUGGAUGAAUGGUCUGCAUUUGAGAUCUCUUCCAACUGGGGAAGUAAUCAAACUGAUUGGUGAACGUUGGAAGAGUAAUGGUAUCCUCACUGAAUCAGAGGGGCUCAUUGUGGAAGAAGCUUUUCACCUCCUGAAGGAUGGAAUUGACCUGAUAACAGAUUCAGACAAGGUUCUUUCAAGCUUGCUGUCAUAUCCUCUAUAUGCAACAUUAACAAGUGCUGAGUGUAAAUCUGUUAUCGAUGAUGGGCUCCCCGAUGUUGCUGCUAGUUUGUUGGCAGCCUUUGAUGGCGGUGAGCUGCUUGGUGCCUUGGAAGAAGGCCAAUCAGGGUGGCAGAAGUGGGUAAAGAGCUUUGGUAAAUCACUGAAACGCAAGGGAAAAUCUCUUUUUAUGCCCCUCCGGGUGUUGCUAACUGGGAAGCUCCAUGGACCUGACAUGGGAUCUACAGUCCUUUUACUCUACAAGGCGGGGAAGUUUGGUGCUGUAGCAUCACAAGUUGAGUUUUUGACAUUAGAUCAAAGGUUUAAUUUGCUGAGAGAGAUUGAAUGGACGUCCUUUCAAAGGGAUCAGCCUGUGUUGCAGUCGGCUACCGGUGUUCCUUAAAGUCUACUGAUCGAUUAGUUUUGCCAUCCAUCUCUUGCCUCUGUUGCCUGUUCUGAAAGCCUGUGCUGUCUGCUCGGCUAUCGUACUCUCUGCACGUCUGAAGCAUUAUAGCCUAGUUUCGGUCAAACUGUGCUUCAUUUGCUGAUAGGAGACAUUCAUCUCUCUUGAGCGCGUUAUGUGGCUUGUUUUCUGGAUUCCUCAACUUUUUCUUUCGUUACGUUCUGAAGAGGAUGACGGUAUUAGCACAUGAAUGAGAUUCUUAAAGGCCUAUCCAUCUGUAUGACGUGCACAUCUGUCUGGCAAGUAUAAUAACAGGAUUGUAUUCCGUGCGCGCUC